Messenger RNA from Apis laboriosa (Himalayan honeybee), 765 nucleotides. RefSeq names its product larval cuticle protein LCP-17-like (gene CPR21). Gene Ontology annotation, molecular function: structural constituent of chitin-based larval cuticle. The transcript has 2 exons. Bases 1 to 495 code for a protein of 164 amino acids. Gene Ontology annotation, cellular component: chitin-based extracellular matrix. The record is from RefSeq and is a predicted model, not a curated record. NCBI's taxonomy places the organism in Eukaryota, Metazoa, Arthropoda, Insecta, Hymenoptera, Apidae.
AUGGGAGAGAGGUCCUCGCACCUCGCAAGGUUUCGGCACCGCUAUAUAAACGCGUCCAUUAGACUAGCUCUUUACAACCAGAAAACAACUCCGGUCAACAUGAACACUUUGAUUUGCGCUGUCUUCGCCGUCAUCGCGGUUUCCGCAUCCGCCGCGCCAGUUGACAACACGCCAGUGCCUAUAAUAGCGUACAGCGCCGAUGGACCGAACGUAGAUGGCUCGUACGUCUUCACCUACGAAACUGGAAACGGCAUUAAGGUGGAGGAGCACGGUCAGUUGAAACAAGUGAACGACACGAAUUCGGUAGUGGUCGUUCAAGGAUCGUUCAGUUAUCCAAAUGCAGAGGGAUCUCCUGUCGCGUUGACGUACGUCGCCGACGAAAAUGGCUUCCAGCCGCAAGGUGAACACCUUCCAACCCCUCAUCCGAUCCCGGCCGCGAUUCUCAAAGCUUUGGAGUACAUCGCAGCCCAUCCGGAGCAAGACAGUGCGCGCUGAUCUACGCAACACGCGAAUAACAAUAAAAGUAGAAAUAAGGCGUAAUUGACCCGACGAUGGAUCGAGUGCGAAAGUUUCGAGGCUCAUCGUUACGCAGUGUAUUUUUGUUUUUUUUUUUUUAUAUAGACUUUACUUAAUUUUUCUAUUUUUUUUUUCGUCAUUGAAUCGUCAAAUGUUAUUAAUGUAGUGAGUCGUGAAACAACGCGACAUUAUUUGCUUGACAUUAUUUUUUUUUUUUUAAAAGAUAUGGAUAUGUAAUUAGAGUUAUAA